Molecule: messenger RNA, 697 nt
Organism: Olea europaea var. sylvestris
Lineage: Eukaryota; Viridiplantae; Streptophyta; Magnoliopsida; Lamiales; Oleaceae
Product: protein RESPONSE TO LOW SULFUR 3-like
Exons: 1
Coding region: 92-436 (114 amino acids)
Biological process (GO): cellular oxidant detoxification
Source: RefSeq, a predicted model, not a curated record
UUCCAUAUAAUUUGAUUUGCUUCGACUCUAAAGCCAAUUAAUUUCCUCAUCCGUACUGUUUUUUCUUUAUUCCCAUCAGUUAGUUACAAAAAUGGCUCCAGCUAUUGCCUACUCGAAGCCGCAGCACCGCCCUGAGCUGCCGGCAUUGGCGGAGCAAGAGGUGUUGCAGAAGAGAAACGAUGAGUUGGAAAAGGAAUUGAAAAGGAGCCUGGAAAGAGAAGAAAAUAUGAAACAAGAAUUGCAAAGAACGUGGGAGCGGCUGCGGGUGGCGGAGGAGGCGGAGGAGCGGCUCUGCUCCCAACUCGGCGAGCUUGAAGCUGAGUCUGUAGAUCAGGCUCGGGCUUACCGAGUCCGAUUAAUGUCAUUAAUGGAACAACUUUCUACUGCCCAAAAAGUUCUUCAACAAGCCUCCAUUUCUGUCCCAAGUUCUCAAUGAUCUUGCAGAUAUCACCAUUAAUUAAUUAUAGAAAAUAAGCACUUAUGGCCUUUUAAUUAUUUUUGUUUUGAUAUCUUGGUGUUCCACAUAAUCCUUUGGAUUUUUCUUGGAUGGUUUGUCUGCAGCUGCAGCUUGGCAUAUAUGUAAAUGAGCUUGUAAAACAUUAAUCUUUUAAUUUCUCCUAAGUUAUUAGGAUGGGAGAUUUGUGUACGAUUUGAUUAUUGAUAAUGUUCAUUUUUUUCCGCUUCUUCUUCUGUUUUA